Molecule: messenger RNA, 1218 nt
Organism: Cryptococcus amylolentus CBS 6039
Lineage: Eukaryota; Fungi; Basidiomycota; Tremellomycetes; Tremellales; Cryptococcaceae
Exons: 2
Coding region: 1-1218 (405 amino acids)
Source: RefSeq, a predicted model, not a curated record
AUGGCACCUAGCCUUACGGGCGCCGACCAAACCACUUCUCCGCCCUUCUUCGACAGCCGGCCCUUGCGAGCGAUAGAAACCAACACCUCCAGCCCCUUUGACCCGUGGAAGCACCGCAGAGUGCCCAGGGCGAGGGAUGUUGCGACAGGGUGGCAUACAGAGGUGGACAUGCUGCGGGCGAAAGCUUCCAGCCAUACCGCCCCAUCUCUCAACUCUCCCCGCCUCUUCGCUCCUCGUGGACAGUCGCUCGACGUCGUGUACACACCCUCCCACCCUGUGCAGCCAUGGAUGUGGACCCAUAGUGUCUCAAGCGAAACAUACCGAGCCCCUCACAUGCUACACACCGCCAUCCAAACCUCCUUCCCACACCGCUCAUCCCUCCUCGCCACACCCAUGUCUCAUCCACCCACCUCACAAUCAGCCACCACCUCCCCCGCAAACCGUGCCGGCCUACUCAACCCUCAACCCGCCUACUCCACGUCUUCCCGCCCCAAGAGCCGACCCCCCUCGCGCACGUCUACGCCUUCUUCGUACGGACGCCUCUCGCAAAAACGUACUCAACCCCAGCCCAUAAACAAUACAUAUCCCCACAACCUCAAGACAUCCACCUCUCGCCCCAGCACCAAACCUACCAAGCCCACCAAGCCCACCAAGCCCACCCCCUCAAUACCCCCAAGGUUCACCAGACCAGAGCCCGAAAAGGAGAUUACAGUGGAACGAAACCUUGAAGCAGUCGAGCUGGUUUUGGGGAGGAUGGAAGACGGGUCUAUGGAUGGAGGUGGGCUACUUGCGCCGCCGGCUAUCCCCUCUCACGAGGGGUACGCUUCCCGUCGUCCUACUCCUAUUUCCAUCCCCACCCCUCUCUCCCCAUACGCACCCUCCUUCUCCUUCCCCUUCCCCCCCUCCUCCCCCGCCCUUUCCCAAAUCUCCACAACCCUAUACGAACUCGCCAACCCCUCUCUCGAAAUCUUUCAAGCGCUCAAGAAGAAAGAGAUACUCGGCCCGCGGGAAGACGGAGGUAGUUUCGAUCCCUGGAAACAUCGCUUCCAAGACGGGCAGGGGAAGGGGAGGAGGAAAGGUGGGAGAGUGGAGGAUCCGAGGGGCGUUCGGUCCGGGUGGGGCUUUGGGGGAGGGGGGUGGAGGGAGAUGGCUAUUGAUGAGGGGAUGGAGCUGGGUGAUGGGGAUGAGGAUGCACAUGCGGUUGAAGAUAUUAAUUAG